AUGAGUGAAGGCUCGCCCAAUUUUAGAUAUGCGCAUCCCGAGCUAUACUGGCCCGUGGACCUGCCCCACCUGCGCGGAAUGGCGCAGCCAUACAACAAGCAGGAGAUCGCCAGGGCGCGGCAAUACAUCAUCGCUGCCCUAGCCUCCCGCGGGAUUCCGUAUCGGUUCGAGGUGAACGACAAAUGGUCCCGAGCCGUCUGGCUCCGGAUGGAGUGUAGUCGGGGCGAGUUGCUCGCUGCGGUAUCUGCCCUUCCCAGCGUCAUCCGCCCCGGCACCACCGACCAAGAUGACCCCAACCCUUUCCGCGCAGACCUCUUCGUGAUCAUCUCCACGGACCAGCGACUGGUGGAGAUCCACUGCCACUGCGAAAGCAUGGCGUGGUCUGAUGAGCUCAGCCCCUUCCAGCGGGAGCUGUGGCUCGAUGUCACGAGGUUCGGGGACGAAGUCGCGCAGUGGGAUCUGCGAGGCCCUUUUCCCACAGCCUUGUUGGACCGGUAUGAGAGGCUGGUCCGGUACGCGGAGAUCCGGGCGAACGAGGUGCACGCGGUGCGUACGCGGCUGGACCGCCGGGGGACGAUGGCCCUGGUGGACGUGUACGAGGUUUUCCACCCGGUGCGGACUCACGAGGAUUGGAACCGCGUGCAGAGGCUGAGGCAUACCUAUGGGGCGUGGAGGGAGGAGCAGUUGUAUCAUUCGAGGUUUUGCUGA
Molecule: messenger RNA, 708 nt
Organism: Aspergillus aculeatinus CBS 121060
Lineage: Eukaryota; Fungi; Ascomycota; Eurotiomycetes; Eurotiales; Aspergillaceae
Exons: 2
Coding region: 1-708 (235 amino acids)
Source: RefSeq, a predicted model, not a curated record